Petromyzon marinus (sea lamprey) is the source of this 4857-nucleotide messenger RNA. The record is from RefSeq and is a predicted model, not a curated record. NCBI's taxonomy places the organism in Eukaryota, Metazoa, Chordata, Hyperoartia, Petromyzontiformes, Petromyzontidae.
GAGUGAGUGGCUGAGUGAGUUACUGAGUGUGUGACUGACUGAGUCGUUGAAGGAGUUGGUGAGUGAGUGGCUGAGUGACUGAGUGAGUGAAGGAGUCGGUGAAGGAGUUGGUGAAGGAGUCGGUGAAGGAGACAUGCCGGGCUUCACGUACAAGUUGGCGGAGCGGCCUCGCCGCCGGAUCGUCUGCCCCCUGUGCCACAAACCCAUGCGAGAACCCGUCCAGAUCUCAGCCUGUGGACACCGCUACUGUGACUCGUGUCUACAGCGAUACCUCAGUGAGGGGAUCUUCAAGUGCCCUGAGGACAGACUUCCUCUGGAGUAUGCCACGAUUUUCCCGGACCCCGAGCUCGAGAGUGAGGUCUUGUCCCUGACUGUGCGCUGUGAGCAUGGGGACAGUGGGUGUCGCUGGGUGGGACCCAUCAGACUCAUGCAGGCCCACCUUGCCCGCUGCCCUCUGGCCCUGCUGCCGUGCCCCCACGGCUGCCCUGCCCGGCUGCCCCCCUCCGAGCUGCCCUCUCAUGCCAAGUGGGAGUGCCCCAAGCGGCGGGCACGCUGCCCCUUCUGCCAGAGAGACUUCAGCGGGCACGAGUUCGAGGCCCACCGCAGCAGCUGCCCCCUGGAGACGCUGCCCUGCGAGAACAAGUGUGGAGCCCAGGUGACGCGCUCCCAGGUCACCGCUCAUGCCUCACUUGCCUGUCCCAAGCGGACCCUCGCCUGCCCACACUGCCAGCGAGACUUCCUCUACGAGACCCUGCAGAGCCACCAGCAGCAGUGCCCACGUGUCCCUGUGCCGUGUCCAAACCGCUGUGGACUGCCCCGCAUCGCCCGCGAGGAGCUGCCCUGCCACCUCAAGGAGGCCUGUGCUACUGUGCACGUGGCCUGCCCCUUCAAGGAGGCUGGGUGCAAGCACACGUGUCACAGGGUGGCCAUGUCACGGCAUCUAGAGGAAGGCAUGCGUGCUCACCUCUCCAUGACUUGCUGCCUCGUGCAGCGUCAGCGCUCAGAGAUGACGGAGCUCCGCAGGCAGGUGGAGGAGCUGUCUAUCUCCGUGACUGGCUGUCUGCUUUGGCGUAUCACGGAUGUGUCCCGGCGCCUUGCUGAGUCCAAGAAGAGCGGAGAUGAGAGGGAGCUGCUGAGUCAGCCGUUCUACACUCACCGCUACGGCUACAAGCUGCAGGUCACCGCCUUCCUCAACGGCAAUGGCAGCGGCGAGGGUUCCCACCUGUCCCUGUACGUGCGCCUGGUGGCCGGCCCUUACGACAACAUCCUCCCCUGGCCCUUCCCGCACCGCCUCUCCUUCUCGCUGCUGCACCAGGGCGGCCCCUCCUGCCCCUCCUCCACCGGGACCCCAGUCGCCGCGGCCGUGGCCGCGGCGGCCGCGGCCGCGGCUGCGGCCGCGGCCGCGUCGGCGUCGGCGGGAGGGGGAGGGGGAGGACCGGCAAACGUUUUGACGCCGCCGCAUCCGGCCCGGCCUCCCCCACCGGGCCCGCACUCGGCCGAAAACAACAACAACUGUAACGGUAGCACCACGAGCAGCAGCAGCAGCGGCAGCAGCGGCGGCGGCGGCGGCGGCGGCGUCGGCAGGAGCGGCAACGCGGCGAACAACCACCCCCACCAGCACCAGCAGCAGCAGCAGCACCAGCAGCAGCAGCAGCCCGCCAGGCCCGUAGCGCCGGGGCCGUACCCGGCGGCGGCACCGCCGGCGCCUCCCCCGGAGCCGCCCCGGCACAUCUACCGGGCGUUCACGCCGGACCCGGCGUGGAAGCACUUCCAGAAGCCCACGGCGCCGGCGGCCGCGGUCGCCUCGGCGGCCCCGGCGGCUCCGGCGGCUCCGGUGGCGGGGCCGGGGCCGGGGCCGGGGCCGGGGCCGGCGGCAGCACCGGGGCCGGGGCCGCCGCCACCGCCGGCGGUCCCGGCCGGCGUCCUCUCGCUGGCGACGCCGCCGGUGGUGCCGCAGUUGGCCGGGUCGAGCUUCGCGGCGGUGGGCGGCGGCGGCGGCGGCGGCGGCGUGGGGUCUGACGGGGCGGCGUUGGGGUUCGGCUACCCGCGGUUCGUGACCCACGAGGAGAUGAGGGACGGCGGCUUCGUGAGGGACGACGCCAUCCUGGUGCGCGUCGCUGUGGAGCACGCCGGCAAGCUGCAGCAGCAGCAGCAGCAGCAGCACGUGUAGGGGGGGGGGGGGGGGGGGCGGGGUGCCGGUGUGUUGCGUGUACCGGCGGCGUUUGCCGGUGUACACCGGCGUGUUGCCGGUGUACACCGGCGUACACCGGCGUGUUGCCGGUGUCGGCGUGUUGCGCAAAACGGGCAGCCGUGUGCUGUCCAUGUCCCCACCCCCUCUCGGUGACAUUCCUUGUGCUGCCCCGCCCACCUACUUCCUGUCUAAUGGUGCCACUCCCUGCUGCCCCGCCCACCUACUUCCUGUCUAUUUGCACCACUCACUGCAAGCCCCGCCCCCCUACUUCCUGUCUAACUGCACCACUCCCUGCAAGCCCCGCCCACCUACUUCCUGUCUAACUGCACUACUCCCUGCUGCCCCGCCCACCUACUUCCUGUCUAACUGCACCACUCCCUGCUGCCCCGCCCACCUACUUCCUGUCUAAUUCCAUCAACUUGCAGCGGCGCCACCCCCCACUUACCCGUGCCGUGCCGCCUACUCCCUGUAGCUCCGCCUACUCCCUGUAGCUCCGCCUUCUCCCUGUAGCUCCGACUACUUCCUGUAGCACCGCCUACUCCUUGCAGCGACGCCUACUCCCUGUAGCUCCGCCUACUCCCGGCGUAGCUUCGCCCCCUCCCUGUAGCUCCGCCUACUCCCUGUAGCUCCGCCUACUCCCUGUGCUGCCACUCCCACAGGGGCACGGUUAGGUUCCACUUCCUGUGCCGUCCCUCACCACUUCCUGUGCCACUCACCUGUAAAUAGCCCCGCCUACUCCCUGUAGCCCCGCCUACUCCCGGUGUAGCUCCGCCUACUCCCUGUAGCUCCGCCUACUCCCUGUAGCUCCGCCUUCUCCCUGUAGCACCGCCUACUUCCUGUAGCACCGCCUACUCCUUGCAGCGACGCCUACUCCCUGUAGCUCCGCCUACUCCCGGCGUAACUUCGCCCCCUCCCUGUAGCUCCGCCUACUCCCUGUAGCUCCGCCUACUCCCUGUGCUGCCACUCCCACAGGGGCACGGUUAGGUUCCACUUCCUGUGCCGUCCCUCACCACUUCCUGUGCCACUCACCUGUAAAUAGCCCCGCCUACUCCCUGUAGCCCCGCCUACUCCCGGUGUAGCUCCGCCUACUCCCUGUAGCUCCGCCUACUCCCUGUAGCUCCGCCUACUCCCGGCGUAGCUCCGCCUACUCCCUGUAGCUCCGCCUACUCCCUGUAGCUCCGCCUACUCCCAGUAGCUUCGCCCCCUCCCUGUAGCUCCGCCUACUCCCUGUAGCUCCGCCUACUCCCUGUAGCUCCGCCUACUCCCGGCGUAGCUCCGCCUACUCCCUGUAGCUCCGCCCACUCCCGGCGUAGCUCCACCUACUCCCGGUGUAGCUCCGCCUACUCCCUGUAGCUCCACCUACUCCCUGUAGCUCCACCUACUCCCUGUGCUGCCACUCCACUCCCACAGGGGCACGGUUAGGUCUCCACUUCCUGUGCCACUCACCUGUAAAUAGCCCCGCCUACUCCCUGUAGCUCCGCCUACUCCCUGUAGCUCCACCUACUCCCUGUAGCCCCGCCUACUCCCUGUAGCUCCGCCUACUCCCUGUAGCUCCGCCUACUCCCUGUGCUGCCACUCCACUCCCACAGGGGCACGGUUAGGUCUCCACUUCCUGUGCCACUCACCUGUAAAUAGCCCCGCCUACUCCCUGUAGUUCCGCCUACUCCCUGUAGCUCCGCCUACUCCCUGUAGCUCCGCCUACUCCCUGUAGCUCCGCCUACUCCCGGCGUAGCUCCGCCUACUCCCUGUAGCUCCGCCUACUCCCUGUAGCUCCGCCUACUCCCGGCGUAGCUCCGCCUACUCCCUGUAGCUCCGCCUACUCCCUGUAGAUCCGCCUACUCCCUGUAGCUCCGCCUACUCCCUGUAGCUCCGCCUACUCCCUGUGCUUGCCACUCCACUCCCACAGGGGCACGGUUAGGUAUCCACUUCCUGUGCCACUCACCUGUAAAUAGCCCCGCCUACUCCCUGUAGCUCCGCCUACUCCCUGUAGCUCCGCCUACUCCCUGUAGCUCCACCUACUCCCUGUAGCUCCGUCUACUCCCGGCGUAGCUCCGCCUACUCCCGGCGUAGCUCCGCCUACUCCCUGUAGCUCCGCCUACUCCCUGUGCUUGCCACUCCACUCCCACAGAGACACGGUUUGGUUCCACUUCCUGUGCCGUCCCUCACCACUUCCUGUGCCACUCACCUGUAAAUAGCCCCGCCUACUCCCUGUAGCUCCGCCAACUCCCGGCGUAGCUCCGCCUACUCCCGGCGUAGCCCCGCCCACUCCCUGUAGCUCCGCCUACUCCCUGUAGCUCCGCCUACUCCCUGUGCUUGCCACUCCACUCCCACAGGGGCACGGUUAGGUAUCCACUUCCUGUGCCACUCACCUGUAAAUAGGCCCGGCUGUAACGCGCUAUGUUUGAGUGCCCUCCUAUUUAUUGUACUGACCUUCCUUCGUGUAUCCUCCCGACUUCCCGUGCCGUCAUCUCGACCACUUACCUCUCUUCCUGGACAUUCCCUACUACUUCAACUACCUUCGCUACUACUUACCGUACAUUUCCUAGGGGCCGUUCAUAAAUGACGUCACGCACCACCUAGGCGGAGGGGGGUGGGUGGUUUGAGGAAUGUGACGUCACAUCAAAAUUGCGCAACUUUGAAUGCAGACAACACGUUCUACUUAUAGC